Messenger RNA from Talaromyces stipitatus ATCC 10500, 1139 nucleotides. RefSeq names its product oxidoreductase, 2-nitropropane dioxygenase family, putative. The transcript has a single exon. The coding region runs from base 48 to 1091 and encodes 347 amino acids. Gene Ontology annotation, molecular function: nitronate monooxygenase activity. NCBI's taxonomy places the organism in Eukaryota, Fungi, Ascomycota, Eurotiomycetes, Eurotiales, Trichocomaceae. The record is from RefSeq and is a predicted model, not a curated record.
CCACAAAGCAAUACACCACCGGUUCUCCGCAACACAGCAUCUUCAAAAUGUCUGUACAUACACCACUAUGCGACUUGCUGAACAUCAAGCAUCCCAUCCUUCUGGCCGGUAUGGCCAAAGCAUCCGGCGCCGCCCUUGCAGCCGCAGUAUCUAAUGCCGGCGGUCUCGGAAACAUAGGUGGCUUGGGCUACACUCCAGCGCAACUCGAAGAAAUGCUCGUCGAGCUCAAAUCACUACUGCGUGACCCCAACCUACCAUUUGGCGUCGACCUGGCACUUCCACAGAUCGGUGGAGGAGCACGUGCUACAAACCAUGACUAUACACACGGUCAACUCGAUGAAUUGAUCGAAUUAAUCAUCAAGUAUGGCGCAAAAUUGUUCAUUUCUGCUGUUGGUAUACCUCCCGAGCAUACUGUCAAGCGUCUCCACGAAGCUGGGAUAUUGGUUAUGAACAUGGUUGGUACCCCAAAACACGCCGAAAAGGCCCUGCAGCGUGGUGUGGAUAUCAUCUGUGCCCAAGGCGGAGAAGGAGGUGGUCAUACCGGUGACGUCCCAUUCUCUGUCCUGAUUCCUGCUGUCGUCGACACUGUGCAAAAGUACAAGAGUCCCCUUACGGGCAAGAUGCCCCUUGUUGUUGCUGCAGGUGGUGUAAACGACGGCCGGAGUCUAGCAGCUUCACUUAUGUUGGGCGCCUCUGGUGUAUGGGUCGGUACACGAUUCGUGGCUACCGUUGAAAGUGGCGCUAGUAAAAUCCACAAGGAUGCCGUUGUCUCAGCCGGAUUUGGCGAGACGAUUCGUACCCUGGUUGUUUCCGGUAGACCACUUCGCGUCUUACCGAAUGACUAUAUCAAAGAAUGGGAAAGUAGACCGCAGGAUAUUCAGAAAUUGACGGCACAGGGUAUCAUUCCCAUGAUGCAUGAUAUUGAGAAUGAGAAGGAGGAUGUCGAUUUUCCGUAUUUGAUGGGGAGUGUGUCUGCGGUUGUCAAGGAGAUUAAGCCGGCUGGUGACGUUGUUGAGGAGAUUGCAAGGGAGGCUACUGAAGUGCUUCGACGGAGUCAGACGUUCAUCAAGGGUGGCAAUAGCAAAAUAUGACUUAUACUGUAGGUUAGACUACAACGAUCUAUAUAUGCUUUUUUUUUU